GCAAGACAUGCAGAAGGCGGAGGAUAUAAGUCAUGUCAGACAGUGAUGAUGAAGAGGAUUUUAUCAAAUAUGGUACCCCUUUGCCAGAACUUGAAGAGGAGGAGCUUCCAAAGCGAAAGCCAGUUCAGGUGCAUGACCAACAGGUGAAAGACAGUAAAGGUCGACCUCAGCGAUUCCAUGGAGCGUUCACGGGCGGGUUCUCCGCAGGAUUCUUCAAUACCGUGGCAACACCAGAAGGAUGGAAACCAUCUGGGUUUGUAUCGUCCAGGCAAGGUAGGGAGGGAGCCAGCAAGCAAGUGCCCGAAGAUUUUAUGGAUGAAGAGGACUUGGCAGAGUUUGGCAUUGCACCAAGAAGCAUUGUGGCAUCAGAGGACUUUGUAAUAUCAAAAGACGCUAGAGGGAAGAAACGAGAAGCACCCACAGGGAGUACAUUUUCUGGAGAGGCUCCGCUUGCCGAGCUAAUCAAACCAACUAGGAUGACGGUUGGAAUGAGACUCCUGCAGACAAUGGGAUGGAGGCCUGGCCAGGGUGUUGGACCAAGAGUUUACCGAGGAAAGCUAGUAAAGCCGGAUGAGAAAAAGGCUUAUGGGUGUGAGAAACCACCUACAGAUGAUGUGGAUGAUGAUGACUAUCCGGAAGAUAGGACCUUUGCUCCAGCAGAUGUGGCUAUGUUCAUCUUUACAGGCAAAGACGACACACAUGGCUUGGCCUACAGGGGACUUGAUGCUUCAGCAAUUGGUCAUAUCAAUCUGUUUGAAACACCAGACAUAGGUGGGAUGGGUCAGCGGGCGAUUCGAGGACAGGCAUUUGGUAUUGGCAUCUUGGAAGAGGAAGAGGAAGAUGGAGACAUUUAUUCUGUAGAUUCGAUGGCAAACUAUGACAAAGUACUUGGUGGUGAGACAACACAAGGCAGAGAUAGGAGACGGGCAUCCAGAUGGCAAAAAUCCCCUGCUGAUGGGAUUUCUGCAGAGAAGCUCAUUGAUGGCUUCAGUAGGUGUGCAAUGUCAUCCGGAGAGAAGAAGAUGUUUCCGCCUCCUGCACUUCCUCGGGACUACACACCGUUCCACGUCUCCUCACGUCAGAGGCAGGCGUCGAAAGACGUGGCGGACAGGAGGAGAAAAACGACGUCCGCGGCAGAGAGAGGUGCCGCCUUGGGGGAGGCUGGGAGCGUUUUCGCACUGCUUUCAAAGCCUACAGCGAAAAUUGGAGCAAGUGACAGAGCUGACGUAACAGGAUCGAACAAGUUCAAAUCCUCAUUCUCACAGUUGACUGAAGCACCAUCCACGUUGCCAGCGUCAAGUAGCGCAAUGGCACUUCCAUCAAUCGUGGUGGGAAAAAAGCAAACUACUGCGGCCCUAACACAGAGCCCUGCUACUGGUUUCCAGCCAUUUGCCAAGUUUCCAGAGAAACAGAAGAGAUAUGAGCUUUACCUGAAAGCGAAAAAGUCGGGAGUACAAGAUCCGUACAAGAGUCUACCAAGUGAAGGAAUGACAGAGUGGGAGGCUGCAAGUGAACGUGAAGCAUUUCACCGCACUGCUGCUCUGUACAGGCCACUUUCUGGAGUUAUGGCAUCCAGGUUCACGAGCGCAAAGUUUGACGAUGAUUCACCGAAAGAGGCUGUGAGCCUAUCUGAUGAGGCUAAUAGGGCAGACCAGAAGGCGGCGGCUAAUAUGAAGAUGUUUGGUCAGCUUACACGGACCAUGCAUGAGUGGCACCCAAACCACGUGCUGUGCAGACGCUUCAAUAUACCAAACCCCUACCCAGGGUCAGAAAUGGUGGGACUGCGGUCAAAAAAGAGAGAGAAGUUUACACUUUCCAACUUCCUUGGUGUGCCGUCGACUAAUGAACCUGAAACAGAGCCGGGUGAAGACGUGUCACAUGUUAAAGCUUUGGAAUAUAAUGUAGGCGCAGGAGAUGAGGGUGACGCAGUAGCGGAUGUUCCUCUCACCCCCGCUGACCAAGCCACCGACAAUGAACCCAUUGAAUACAAGGAGUACGACCCGAAUGCAGACUCGAAGCCUUCUAUGGACCUCUUCAAGGCUAUCUUUGACGAGUCUGAGUCGAGCUCCAGCUCUGAAGAUGAGAAAGAGGAAGUGCAGGAGGAGGUCAAAAUACAGGACAAUGUCAAAAUACAGGAUAAUAUAUCUUCACCAGUGGUCGUAGCCGUAAUAGAAGAGGAGCCCUCAGAGAACGUGUCCAGUACAGAUGCAGCACUGAAUACUCUCGGGAAGGAUGCUAGUUGCCUGCCUGAAUCGGGUCGCAACGGAAACUGCGAGGAAAACCAGAGCCCCGUCGACUCGCACUCGCAUCUGGUAACUGAUGCUGCUAACCAGAGUAGUGAGGCUACUGAUGUCUAUGGGCCUGCAUUGCCACCAGGUUUUACCCCCACGGACCGUCGCAGGCCAACAUUCACGCCACCACAGGAUCGUGCGAUGCCGCAGACACCGGUGCUGCCCCCACUGCCUGAGUACCGACCACCUGUGACCCCUCGUACACCAGGUUCCUCUAACUCCAAAGGACGGGAACAUCGGUCUAAGGAACGCAAGUCUCAUCACAAACACAAACACAAGCACUCAAGCAAGCACAAGAAAAAGAAAUCGACCAGUGAAAAGCGCAAGAAGCAUCGGCGUAAGCGUGGAUCUAAGAGAGAUGCGUCUGGGAGCAGUGGCAGUGAAGCGGAUGAGAGCAGUGACCAGGAGGAUGAACCAGUGCCUUAUAAAGAGAUUCUCCGACGAGUAAAAGCUGUUGCACACAACAGUAUCGGUGACCACUGAUGACGUAUAGCCUGAUUGGGUCUACGUGAUCAUUGUUACCUUCCAGGCCGUAUUACAUGGAAAAAAUGGUUUCAUAGAGAAAAAAUCUAAUGGAUGCAAUAGUGUAAAAUGUUGUUAAAUUACUACAAUACUAUGAUACUAUAUAUUUGUGGACAACUUCCACAUUGCAAUGGUGUCUAUGCAUAACUGCAGUGUUAUCACAUCAUGUAGACAGACCCUUUCGGUAAUUAUUGUUUCACAUGAUGAGUGUGAUUUGUAUAGUAGCUAGCAGCAUUUGAAUCAGUAAGAGUGUAAAUAUGUUACUAUUCGGAAGGUAAGAUAUUGGGUGAAGUAAAACCUUUUUAAUUAACUGA
Messenger RNA from Priapulus caudatus, 3127 nucleotides. RefSeq names its product G patch domain-containing protein 1-like. Gene Ontology annotation, biological process: mRNA processing. The record is from RefSeq and is a predicted model, not a curated record. Gene Ontology annotation, molecular function: RNA binding. The coding region runs from base 33 to 2774 and encodes 913 amino acids. NCBI's taxonomy places the organism in Eukaryota, Metazoa, Priapulida, Priapulimorpha, Priapulimorphida, Priapulidae. Gene Ontology annotation, cellular component: nucleus. The transcript is spliced from 20 exons.